Messenger RNA from Acanthosepion pharaonis, 744 nucleotides. The record is from the annotation of a GenBank genome assembly. Lineage: Eukaryota; Metazoa; Mollusca; Cephalopoda; Sepiida; Sepiidae.
AUGAAUACUCCUUCUGUCCAAGCGGCACAAAUAGCUUCGGACAUUUUGACGCUUCAGUUAGUCGCCAGAGAUACUCGCUUAACAGUACCGAUCGACGACAUUUUCCGACUGUCCGCUCAAUUGUGUGACGGGCUGCUUGUCAAAUGUGAUAUGAGGAACCGAGACACUUAUCGCAUUAUUACCUCCCCUUGGUCGAGUUGCUCAGAUCGCGACGGCGAGCGACAUGUCAUCUUCGUUGCCGUCGAGCUUGUAGAAAAAACAACAUUUAGUGAAGGCUACGACAAUGAUAGCGUCAUCCAACUCUUCCCAGGAUUGGACGGUCCACUUACAGAUGUUUUCAAGCUCUGCUCUUCUUAUUCUUCCACCAGAUGUAUAGAUUCUCCAAUAUCUGUGACAGAAGUGAACUCUCUCAGUUCCAUUAACCCUAGUCGACCCAUCUCUUUUUCGUGGCAUGAUAUUUGUCGACGAUCCUUCAAAACAAUCCCCGUCUUCUUUCUGCUUUUAGUUGUCUAUCCGCAAUGGCUCCAUUUUCUUCUUUGUGUCUCCUUGAAACUUUGCUUUUUUCUUUUCUUUAGUUUUUCUUCUUUUAUUUGCAAUCCUUCCUUUCAUCAUUAUUUUUUCAAACCAUUUACGUGUAAAUUUUAUCUUUUCCCUUUUUGCUUUGACAAACAUACCGAUAUCUAUACUAACCUCACCUUUUUGUUCGUUCGUUUUUAUCCCCUUAUAAAUGAAAAGAUUCUUUAA